AUGACCGAUCCCUCGACACCGACCCAAUAUACUUCAUUGGCUGCCUUCAGAGAUGAAGGCCUUGGCGGCUUUUUAACGGACUGCACAGUGUACGUCUUGUUUUCGGUAUUCUUAUGCUGCGCUAAUCGCCCCGGUUCUAAAGAUUGGGGGGCAUGCCAACAUCGCGGUGAUGCUUCUCACACCCAUUCCUGGAAGGAACUCUUCCACUGCUAUUGUAGUGGGUUGGACUACGGAUUGCUUUUCGCUAGUUGGCUCGGUUAUGCCAUAGGGUAUUGGAUUGAUUGGUCCUACGUGAAGGCCAUCGUGAAUGAGGCAUGGAAAAUGUUACGUGGUUGCUGGUGA
Molecule: messenger RNA, 342 nt
Organism: Fusarium graminearum PH-1
Lineage: Eukaryota; Fungi; Ascomycota; Sordariomycetes; Hypocreales; Nectriaceae
Exons: 1
Coding region: 1-342 (113 amino acids)
Source: RefSeq, a predicted model, not a curated record